Molecule: messenger RNA, 4603 nt
Organism: Biomphalaria glabrata
Lineage: Eukaryota; Metazoa; Mollusca; Gastropoda; Planorbidae
Exons: 8
Coding region: 1225-3516 (763 amino acids)
Source: RefSeq, a predicted model, not a curated record
AGUGUGCUCUCUCCACGUCAAAUGUCUAAAAAUAGAAUUACGUUACAUUGUAUCAUACAGGGAAAUCCCAAAUUUCCUUGAAUGUACAUUCCUCUUGUAGUUUCACUACACAGCUUUAUAAACACGUGCAAGUUUGUUUCGUUCAUGAAUAGAAUCAGAAUAUUUCCAAUGGUGAAAAGUAAACUAUUAAUCCAUUUGCAGAAGUUGGCUGGCCUUCAACAGCACUCGCCGUUCCUCUACGUUGUGGCCAGAGAUUUAGUUCUGCUAGCUUUCUCUGAAACGAAACCUCUGUUUGCUGAACCUGACAAGGCUAAAGCUGCAGAGCUAUUGAGAAGAACAUUGCCACUACUAGAAACGUCUUUUGCCAGCCUCCACGGCUCAUUGAAUCCAGAUCUACGUCAAACUGCCCAGCGCUGUCGAUCAGGAUUGGAGUAUUUAAUUGAUGAGUUCAGAGAAGACCAGAAGACCUACUCCGAACUGAAGCCUGUAUUAAGUUCUGCCCCAGUUAAGUGUGUUGAGGAUUACAUUAAACAUACCAGGGGAGUUCCUCCAGAAUAUUCAACUCUUGUUCCUCAAGAUUUGACAUCAAUUCCGCCUUCACAUUUCUGGUGGUAUCAGGACUUGAUUGAAGAAUAUGACGAAUAGUGUGCUCCUAGAAGGCAUUCAAAAAUUUAGUUGAUGCUGUUAGACACACAUAUUGUUUGUUAAUAGACUAUUAGUCUACAGUGUUUCCAUCUCAGUGUACAGAUAGAACUGUUAGGUAUAACAUCUCAGUGUACAGAUAGAACUGUUAGGUAUAACAUCUCAGUGCACAGAUAGAACUGUUAGGUAUAACAUCUCAGUGUACAGAUAGAACUGUUAGGUAUAACAUCUCAGUGUACAGCUAGAACUGUUAGGUAUAACAUCUCAGUGUACAGAUAGAACUGUUAGGUAUAACAUCUCAGUCUACAAUACGUCUUGAACCUUUAUAGCAAAUCUUUUCACAUAGUCAUUAGAACUAGGUUUUAAAACAUAUCAGCUGAGAUUUAGUUGACCACAAUCUAUAGAACACUGACGCUCUUCCAAAAUAAUUAGCUCGGAAAUACGAACAGUUCCUUCAGUACUUCACAUUGAAGUGUGAUCCGCAAUUGUAAUAGAUAACUGUUUCUCUACAUUUUCUUUGAUUUAUACAUUCUUGAUUCAGUUGAUUGUGCCUUGUUCGAUUAUUAAUCAUUUACACACAAAAUGGCAUCACAAGAUCAGCCUGGUGAUGUCGGCGAUUGGAAAGAAGCAGCUAAAAAGAUUCUGAAGACUUAUUAUGUGGGAUUUUCAGGAACCCAAUGGCACCAGUUCGUCAAGUCUACGGACAAUGAUAUCAUCAGGGCUAAAAUUUGCUACGCCAUGUUUGGCCCGCCAGCCUCUGAGGCGAAAUCGAUUGAGGAGGCCUACACGGAUGAGCAAAGAAAGACUGCACAGGGGAUACUGGAUGUAAUCUAUGAGGUCCACCAGAAAUCCUCAUCAACUGAACUUCGGAUUGGAUUCAUCUUUAUAUGCUGCAAGCAAGACAAAUCACCAUUCGCUCUUCCUCUGUUUUCCGUAUUCGUCGGCAAGGAUACGUCUGGUCGAGAUUUGAGAACCUUUGUUGACCUCCAGGGCCGGACUUACAAAGACUGGGAUGACUGGAAAUCUAACAACUGUCUCCCCGAGCUUGAGUACUGCUAUCCUACACGAGGUUUCUUUACAUGCAGUGGGGAUGAAAGCUACACAUUUGAUGCUGAACGUGAUCCUGAUGUGGAGUUUGGAAAGUCUCCAGCAUCUAAGACUUCAACAUGGCUUCUUGGCAAGGCGGACACUGUCACAGCAAUCACUUCGUUUGUAUCUGGUGCUGUGGGAAUAGCUGCUUGCUUUACUCCAUUGGCGCCCGUCGUGAUUACAGCAGCUGCCGUAACGGGUUCUGUUUCUGCUGGCUAUGGUGCUGUUAGAGGGGCAAGUCGACUUUACGACAAAGGCACACAUGGAGAAAGUCUUGCUGACUUUGAAAGUCUGACUCUUUGGUUGGGAAUCGUUGCGACACCAUUGCAUUUCUCUUCCUCUUUGGUUAACGCUAGGCUCGUGGCUGGGGCCCAACAAGGUCGUAUUUUUAGCAACUCAAUGAGGAGUUUUGCCACCUUGUUGAACUUCACGACAUUGGGUGUAGACAGUGCCAUGCUUGCUAUGGGACUAGCGAACCUAAUCAACAAAGCGUCAAAAGACGAGGUCACUGCGCUGGACGUUGUACAGUUUUCUAUGAGCGUGUUCUUCUUCUCCAACACUUUGAUGCAGCCGAAGGUGGCCAGCAGCAUCAUAAGCCAAGCUCAAGAGAUGCAUUUGAACAGUUACAUGGACAAGAUGUCUGAUGAGGCAACCAAAGAAACAUUUAAAAACUUCAUGGACAGAAAUCGUGGAGACGGAGGUAUCAAAGACACGUCAAAGAUCAUACGAACUGUAAACAGAAUGGAGGAUGCGAAUAAAUUUUUCAAAUCCGUGAAUCCAAAUGACAAGAUCGACAUUGGGGGCAGAAAGGGCCGAACAGUCUUGGUGUCUGAUAAUAAGGGCAAUGUCAACAGAAUCAACCCUAACAGAGUGCUGCUGACAAAACAAACUCCGGGCACUACUGCAACAUUUAAUUUUAACAAAGAUUACAAGAAACUGAAAAAAUGUUAUGGAAAAGAUCCCAGCGAUGUUGAACUAAAUGGGGAAAAGAUUUUCCAGAACAUGAGCGAACAGGACCAGAGGAGAGUUAGUCACGUGUUUGGCGGCUCCGCGAAGUACAACCCAGACAUUUUGAACACGGCACACACAGUUGCUGAGGCUUUAGGAUUGAAUACCGCCAGCGGUUUGAUGAGAGUCAUUGAAAUUGUAGCAGCCGAAGUUCAAGGAAGAGACGGAGCUGAACUUUCCACCAUUUUAAAUAACAUCAGCGGACCAGGAAAGCAAACCUUUCUUCAAAACCUUCAAAUGGACUUGAACAAGGCAACGCGACUUGCCGAGAGUCACAAUCUGUCCUUCGACUCUCCACUCACUGCUGUGUACCACUAUCGCAAACACGGAAAUGAGUUUCCGAAACUGUUGUCUAAGUUUGGUAACAGCAUAGAUGUCUACUUAGGACCCGUCAGUAAAAACAUAUUUCAAGACUGCAACUUAAGAGAGAGGCAUACACUAAAGGACGGCACUGUAAGAAAGAUCUACGCUACCAAUGGGGAUCACUUUGGCGUCAUAACGAUCACACCACAGGGUCAGAAAAUAAGCACCAUGUUCCAGAAACCUGGCUGUACCGUGGAGUAUUCCCAGCAGCUUAACGAUUAUUUCAGGAACUCUCCAUGCCAGAUCGAACCAAUCAGUGACGCUGCUAAUCGACUAGCAAGAUUCAUGGGUUUUAGAGCAUUUCAUGUGAAUCUAGUUGUUGGGGGACAUAAGACUAAAUUGGAUGACCUGAGCCUCCUUGACCCAGCUGUCCACGAGGAAAUAGUUCAUUAUCUGAACAUGAUUUCUAAUUAGGAAAAAAAAAAGUUCAGAGAUGUUUAUGUUGUCUAAACAAAUGCAUUUAAAUUAAAGAACUAAUCAAAUCUUUAUUAAAUAUACAGUUUUACAAAUGCUUAUUUAUCAACAAUACUAUACUUAGAUGUAUAUAUUUUCUUAACAAAUAGAACAAGUAGCAUAAACAAAUGUUUGUUUGCGUUUUUAAAAGACAUUUCCUCCUUGAAGAGUUUGAUGACUUUUCGUGAGGGGGAUUAUUUUACAAUUCAUAAUAUUACUUUUAGCACGCCCCAACAUCCCCCCUCCACUUGAAAAAAAGUCCUGGUUAAGCAAAGGUAUCAGUCCUACUCAGAGUACAUAAACUUCUAAUGAUAGACCUAUAGAUCUUGUCCAAUACUUACAAGACGGUGCGUAAAAUGUUCCUGAACGUGAAUAAAUAGAAUUUACGUGCGGAAAUAUCCGCUGACGCGUCGGUUCAAGAGAAAGAUGGUCAAGACCAAAUUAAAUUUUUUAGAAUAACAUUAAAAAAGUGAUAGCAGUCAAAUUAGAGUUUUCUUAGUGUGGUUAAUUAGGUAGUAAUUCUUUUCCCAAAGAUAUAUAGGCCUAUCAAUUAUCAAAUUUCUAGGAAAAUCGUUUAAGUUGUUUUCGUGAUACGUGUCCAGGUUUUUCCACCCAUGAAGAAAUUGUAAGCUGAAUAGAUGAAUUGUAGAAAUAAUCACACCGCACAUCCUUAGAGAUUCAAUAAGUAAGUUGUUGUUUUAUCAAAUUUUUACAGUUAUGAGAAGUAACAGUAAUUGAGCUUUAACAAAUCAUUAAUUUAUAAAAUCUUUAUAAACUUAUCUGAGAAUGUUUAGCUUUACUCAAAACUUUAUAUUCUGUUUGUUACUUUAGACCUAGCUUAUAGUUGUAGUUUGGAAAAAUUAGCAAUGUCGUUUCAUGUUUCAUUCCGUGUAAAUCUAGAUAUAGCUAGUAAGUAGACCUUUUAUAUUUUAAAACUCUAUUUCCUUGGUUUCUGUUGUUAGGCAUAGAAUGAAUCUUGCAGUCUUUUUUUUUUUAUUUUCUUGCCUAAACUUAAAUAAAACAUGUUCAACCUAAGUUUAAAAACCAA